UUCCGGUCCGCCGGAUUAUGAAUGACGGGUGGCGCGGGUAUUCUAGACGUCUUGCCUGUUGUUGUUCUUUCUUCUCUCUGGAAGCGAGGCGGGCCGUGGCUCGCAGAAGUAGCAUCGGCAUCCCGGCUCCGGCCGGGCGGAAAGGCGCAGGCGGCAGGUGUCGCCGACACGCUCACGCACCCUCCCUGCCUGGCCGCGCCUCUGCGACCAGGUGGCCCAAUGAAUGAAGAAAAUGAAAGGCACUAAGAAAAGUCUUACAGAAGAAUAUCUAUACCUGGACUUUUCUCACCAAACAGAAGGAUGCAUCUUUCCUCUUCAUACAGCUGUGACUUUAUUCUUGUUAUCAUACUGUGACUGCAAAAUAUUUAAAGUUUACUUAGUCCUCACCAGAGAAAGUACAGAUAUUGAUCUACUUAGAGAUGUGUUGUUCCAGGAUGUUGAAAUUCAGGUUAUCUCAAAGGAGGAGCUCCCACCAAUAGUCCAGAAUUGCUGUUUACCUGCGGUGGUAGAACGACCAGACAAUUUUUGUAGAGCAGGACUUGCGGUUGUACUAAGACACAUUAUCCAGAAAUCAUAUGAAGCAGACCCUUCAAGGAAGGAAAUUUUGGAACUUCUGGGUUUUAAAAAGACUUGUUUGAAAGCCUGCGCUGAAGUUAGUCAGUGGACCAGGCUAUGUGAACUCACAAUCCCAUUGGCUAUUGAGAAUUUUCUCAGAGAGUCUUCUGACCAGCUCCCAACUAUACCUAUGGAAGUACUACAGCUGGAGAAAAAGCUUAGUGAACCUGUUAGAGUGCACAAUGAUGACAAACUCCGCAGGCAGAAGCUAAAACAACAGAAGACUGCUGCAGUUAAGCCUGCCCUUGCUAAGGGAAAAGCAAAGAGCAAGGUCCAAACAGAGGAAAUGUCUGAAGAGUUGGACUCUUCAUCCAAGAGUCUGGAAUUGAACAUGGCAUUCUCCAAGCUCAGAGUGCAGGAGGAACCAGUUACUACCAACAGGGAGCCUUCUCACAUAAGGAAAGCAAAAGCCUCUGACCUUCCACCUCUGGAACAUGUGUUUGCAGAAGGGCUUUACUUCACUUUGGCAGAUAUCGUGCUUAUGCCCUGUAUCCAUCAUUUUUUGGCAAUUAUAUGCAAGAAAUGUUCUGAGAAGCUGAUAGAAUUUCCACUGCUUGCAGCUUGGUACCAGAGGAUUCAGGAAGUGCCAAGAGUAAAAACAGCAGCUUCUAAGUGUGGGAUCCAGUUUCUCCAUUUUCCAGAGUUGUUGACUACUUCAGGUGAACAACAUCUGAAUUUAACUGAGGUCCCAGGUGUGGAGGAGCAAAACGAUUCUUUAUUUAUAGGAGGACCAAGACCAACUAUGACCAAAUUAAUGGAAAACGGCAUUGAAGUGAUGUUUUCUCCCCACCCUUGCCCUACUUGGACCCUUGACUGGAAUGGUCUUCCUGCAGCAGUGAGUCCAAAGGAAG
Molecule: messenger RNA, 1466 nt
Organism: Urocitellus parryii (Arctic ground squirrel)
Lineage: Eukaryota; Metazoa; Chordata; Mammalia; Rodentia; Sciuridae
Source: RefSeq, a predicted model, not a curated record